AUGUUUUUAGCUUUGUCUCGUGGCGUUGGAGUGAAGACUCAGAGUUCGCAAGCCGCUGAAUAUUUAUUUAAUGUUAUUAAUUUUUUGGCUCAAGAUUUUCAUCGCAAAUGGACAUUUGGAUUUUUUUUUCAAUCCUUUGUCGCGAACGGUACAGUGGUACUAUUUAUGCCGAUACUGUUCAAUUUAAGUUACCUUAAUGCCAGCAUGCAAUUCGAUUUGGGCCAAUUGUUCACAUCGAUCCAGGCAGCGAUCAAUAUUUGCGCUAUACCAAUUAAAUUCAUUACGAUGCAAUUGUAUAUGAAAAAUUUACAUCGUAUUAAUAAAAUGUUAAAUAUUUUGGAUAGUCGCUGCAAGCAUCCGGAAGAAUUUAAUAAAUUGCGUCAUUGUGCAAUUACCGGUAAUCGUAUAUACGUUGGUGCAAUUAUUGUGUAUUUCUCGUAUUCGAUUAGCACUUGCAUGGGCUUCAUGCUAACAGGCCAGGCGGCUUAUAAUAUAUAUAUACCCGGUAUUAAUUGGCGCAAUUCACUAUUGGAAUUUGUUAUACAAGGCUUAAUAGAGUUUGCCUCAAUGAAUUUGAUUUGCUUGCAUCAAACGGUUUACGAUUCUUACUCAGGCAUAUAUCUAUAUAUAAUCCGGAUACAUAUACAAAUUUUAAACGAAAGAGUGAGACGUUUGGGCUCGAAUCUAAAAAACGAUGAAAAGCAGAGUUACGAAGAGUUAAUUCAAUCCAUUCUCGAUCACAAACUUAUUCUAAGAUUGGUUACAGCCAUAAGUCCAAUGAUUUCGUUAACCAUAUUUGUACAAUUCGCCAUUACCGCAGCUAUGUUGGCUACUACAAUGAUUAAUAUUUCCUUCUUUUCCAAUGUCGUUGGCCGUAUUGCUUCGAUAUUUUACAUUAUAUUGGUGUUCGCGCAAUCAUCGCUAUGCUGCUAUCAAGCCACUUGCCUUGUAUCGGACGCAGAUGAAUUGCCUGUCUCCAUUUUUCAUUGUCAAUGGGUUCAGCAAGGAUACCGCUUUCGCAAAAUGAUUAUCUAUUUCAUGGUGAACACUCAAAAACCCAUAAUAUUCACAGCAGGGAAACUAUUCCCCGUUAAUAUGGCUAGCGUUCUUAGUAUUAUUAAAUUUUCCUUCUCGGUGUACACCUUAAUAAAAACCGUAGGUAUCAAGGAGUAA
This is a messenger RNA of Glossina fuscipes, 1173 nucleotides long. Its product is annotated as odorant receptor 7a-like. The coding region runs from base 1 to 1173 and encodes 390 amino acids. Gene Ontology annotation, cellular component: plasma membrane. Gene Ontology annotation, biological process: sensory perception of smell; detection of chemical stimulus involved in sensory perception of smell. Gene Ontology annotation, molecular function: odorant binding; olfactory receptor activity. The record is from RefSeq and is a predicted model, not a curated record. Lineage: Eukaryota; Metazoa; Arthropoda; Insecta; Diptera; Glossinidae. The transcript has 3 exons.